Aspergillus calidoustus is the source of this 1854-nucleotide messenger RNA. The record is from the annotation of a GenBank genome assembly. Lineage: Eukaryota; Fungi; Ascomycota; Eurotiomycetes; Eurotiales; Aspergillaceae.
AUGCUGCGCUCUUCUGUUCUACAGGGUCGGCAAAUACUGUCGUCUUCGGCUCGCCCCAGGACAACGCCUCAAUGGCUGUCCAGAGCCGGAGCAAGUAGCCGGCUAGCAGGUCAGAGAUUCUUUGCUGAUGCGAAGCCUCCCACCCCUGUCACUCCAUCAUCAGACACCGUUGUCCCACCGGAAACCGUAUCGAAACCAUCGCCGGCUGCCGACUCCCCUGCCACGCCAUCCCCGGCUCCAAAGCGCAAGACUGGCCGCUUCCGGAGAUUCCUCAUCUAUCUGAUCCUGACAUCCGGCCUUGCGUAUGGUGGAGGUGUCUUCCUGGCGCUCAAGUCUGACAAUUUCCACGAUUUUUUCACAGAGUAUGUCCCGUACGGCGAAGAGAGCGUGCUCUACUUCGAGGAACGUGAUUUCUACCGUCGAUUCCCCAACACAUUGAAGACGCAGAAGCGACUUUCUGCCGCUCGGGAUGAAGGCAGCAGGGUCACGAUCCCUAGCAAGAGUGGACUUUACUCAAAGGAAGUCCAGGAGUCGCCAACAGGAAGCGAUGUGUCUCAACCCGGUCCUCACAUGAGUUCUGUCAGUCCAGACCGGAAGGAUGAAGCGAUUGUUGAGCCUGCUAGUGCGAAGCCCGAGGAAAAGACUGCUACGGUGCAGCAGGCGAAGAAGCAGGCUGCUCCCGAAGAACCCAAGAAGGAGAAGGAAGAGCCCAAGGUGCCUGCCCCUAACCCAAUCACCACUCUUGAGUUCGCUACGGUCAGCGAAGGAGACGAGCCAAUCGUCCAGGAGCUAGUCAAGACUUUCAACGACAUCAUCACAGUCAUCAGCGCCGAUGAGAAUGCGUCCAAGUACGAUAAGCCCGUUGCCAAGGCGAAGGAGGAGCUCCAGAAGAUCGGCGAACAGAUCAUUUCCGUUCGGGAUGAGGCACGUCGCGCCGCUCAGGAGGAAAUUGAAAAGGUUCACGCCACCUUCGAUGAGUCUGCUCGCGAGCUGAUCCGUCGUUUCGACGAAGUCCGCUCCAAUGAUGCUGCUCAAUACCGCGAGGAGUUUGAAGCCGAAAGGGAGAAGUUGGCCCUCGCCUUCCAGCAAAAGAUUCAAACCGAGCUGCAGAGAGCCCAGGAGCUCGCCGAGCAGCGUCUUCAGAAUGAGCUCGUUGAGCAAGCCAUUGAGCUCAACCGCAAAUAUCUACACGAGGUCAAGGACCUUGUCGAGCGCGAGCGUGAGGGUCGUCUUAGCAAGCUCUCUGAGCUGACUGCGAGCGUUACCGAGCUUGAGCAGCUUACCACCGGGUGGAGAGAGGUAAUCGAGACCAAUCUCAAGACCCAGCAGCUUCAGGUUGCUGUGGAUGCAGUCAGAUCCGCUCUUGAGCGCUCAACGGUUCCGCGACCAUUUGUGCGGGAGCUAGUUGCUGUCAAGGAACUAGCAGGUGACGAUGAUGUUGUCGAGGCGGCCAUUGGGUCCAUCAACCCCACAGCUUACCAGCGCGGUAUUCCCUCAACAUCUCAAAUCGUCGAGCGUUUCCGCCGUGUUGCCGACGAGGUCCGCAAAGCCAGCCUUCUCCCCGAAGACGCUGGUAUCGCUAGCCAUGCGGCAAGCCUUAUGCUGAGCAAGGUGAUGUUCAAAAAGGAUGCGGCCGCCGAUAGUGACGAUGUUGAAAGCGUACUGCUGCGGACCGAGAACCUUCUGGAGCAAGGCAACCUCGAUGCUGCAGCUCGUGAGAUGAAUUCUUUGAAGGGUUGGGCCAAGAUCCUGAGCAAGGAUUGGCUGGCGGAUGUGCGCCGAGUCUUGGAGGUUAAACAGGCUCUUGAAGUAAUCGAAACCGAAGCGCGCCUCCAGUGUCUACGGGUUGAGUAG